AUGGAUCAGCCUCCUUCACCAUCACCAGCGGUCUUCAGGUGGCGUCCUCGAUACCACCUUCAAGCAAGCCACGGCUGGAUGAAUGACCCUUGCGCCGCAGGCUACGACCCGUCGACAGGCAUAUACCAUCUAUUCUUCCAGUGGAACCCUCGUCGAGACGAGUCAGGUUCGGUCGUCUGGGGUUCGAUCUGUUGGGGCCAUGCUACCUCGACGGAUAUGGUGAAGUGGAAUGUUUCCCCAACCCCGAGCAUCGAGCCUGGGGCUACUGUUGAUGGGUGGUAUGACGCGAAAGGGUGCUUUACAGGCUGCUUGAUUCCUACCAACUGGGACGGCGAGAUUGGAGCUGGAAAAAUGACGAUAUUUUACACUGGUAUAAGUCGACUACCUCUGCACUAUACUCUUCCCUACAUACGACAAACAGAGACACUGGCCGUUGGCCAAUCAGUAGACAGCGGUCUCACAUGGACGAAAUUCACGAAGAACCCAAUUCCACUAGAGCCACCGUCAAAACUUGAUGUGACAGGAUGGCGUGAUCCGUUCGUUGCAAUUUGGCCUUCCAUUGCCGAUCUUCUCGGCCACGACAGGAGCCAGUUAUAUGGUAUGAUUUCCGGAGGAAUUAGAGACUGCUCACCUGCUGCAUUUCUUUACCGGGUCAAUCCUUUAGACCUAGCAGAAUGGAAGUUCAUCGGUUCUCUGCUUGAUGUUGGAUUGAACCAUUCUCUAUCCCGCUGGAGUGGUGAUUUAGGCAUCAACUGGGAAUGCGCUUGCUUCAUGACCCUGCAGAACGAAAAGGAUGAUGAGAGCAGGGACUUCAUUAUCGUGGGCUGCGAAGGAUCUCGGCCAAACGCUACCCACAAUGAAGACUCAUCCUUCAUACAACAGCGCCAGCAACCAACCAAACUGCGCCGCACAGCAAGAUCUCUGCAGUGGAUGUGUGGAAUUCUUCAAAGUACAGACGGCACGAUUUCUGAUACCGGUAUACGAGCAAAGCUGCCGAGAAUGGACUACCAAUUCGGAGGCCGCUUCGACCACGGCCUUCUCUAUGCUGCAACAACCUUCCGUGACCCCGUGAGCAAUGCACAAAUUGUUUGGGGCUGGGUCACAGAGGAAGACUUGCCACAACGACUGGUCGAUGAACAGGGAUGGAGUGGGAUGACGUCUCUUCCCAGAGAAGUGACACUUCUCACUCUAAAAGGUGUGACGGGUACCCUGAGAAGCAGGUUACAAGAUAUUGCGUCGAUACAGGUUGAGCGGGAAGAGUCAAAAGACGGGGGGCAGCAUAAAUUCAAGAUUCGCACACUGGGCAUAUCUCCUGCUCCGUGUCUCAGGAACCUGCGCAACAGUGCGAAAGAGGUUAGGCCUGUGUGCCGCUCACAGCACCUCAAUUUAACAGGCGACACAGUCAUAGACAUCCAGACGCACCGUUUCGAACUUGUCUCGACUUUUUCUCUAUCCCACGCUUGCGAGAGAAUUGGGCUUAGCAUAUUCCAUGAGCCUGGCUCACAGGAAGCUCAACAGGAUCGAAUACCCCCGCUACUAAGCUCCAACACGGCGACGACAAUUUCUUUCCUCCCCCACAAAGAGACUGUCCGAAUUGAUCGACCCAUCACCAACACCAUCGAUGGGGAGGAGAUCAACACCGCCGCCGAGAUCGCCCCAUUCACUUUAUUCACGUUCCCCCCUGCUCAAAAGGACGAGGUUGGCCAGGGUGAAGCCGGGACACACCUAGAGUCGGAGAUUGAGAACUUGGACGUCCACCUCUUCUUUGACGAGUCCGUGCUCGAAGUCUUUGUCAAUUCCCGGUGCGUGAUCACGACGAGGAUCUAUCCACCAGGCAAGACGUGUUUCGGAGUGAGGUUCUGGGCAGAGGACAAGGAUGGCGAAGACGACAUCGAAGAUGACAGCAAUCAGAGUAAUACAGCUCGACAGCAAGAGGGAGGAGGCCACACAGACCUCAAAGCCUUGUGUUCAAAGGGUCAGCCGGGAACUGCGAGCAGGCUGUCUACAAAGUCUCGGAUCGUGCAAGCCAUGGCGUGGGAUGGCCUGAGUGCAGAUCUCAGAAAUACGUUUCCUUGA
Molecule: messenger RNA, 2076 nt
Organism: Fonsecaea nubica
Lineage: Eukaryota; Fungi; Ascomycota; Eurotiomycetes; Chaetothyriales; Herpotrichiellaceae
Exons: 1
Coding region: 1-2076 (691 amino acids)
Biological process (GO): sucrose catabolic process
Molecular function (GO): sucrose alpha-glucosidase activity
Source: RefSeq, a predicted model, not a curated record